AUGGCUUUCUCUCACGUGGGAUUUCCAUACCCUUCCACACCUCCGUUUCUGAUGGCGUCCAGCCCUCUAAGCGGGUGUUUGGAGCCAUGCUCUCCCCAGUCCCACAUAGUGGCUCACUCCCCAGGACACCAGCUCACCCCUGGCAUAAGUGUGUACAGCGGCCCAUAUAAGAGCCAGACAUACUACAGCAGCUGCAGCAACGACACCCCAGGACUCUACUCAAGAGGUGCACCUGAGCCAAAGGAAGGAGCAGCUUCUGUGUACAUGGGCUCCUCGCAGACGCCUGCCUACUAUCCCUAUGAGUACACGUUUGGACAGUAUCCCUAUGACAGAUAUGGGUACAGCUCCUCUGAGGGAGCGGCCCGGCGGAAGAACGCCACACGAGAGACCACCAGCACUCUGAAAGCCUGGCUCCAGGAGCACCAGAAGAACCCCUACCCCACUAAAGGAGAGAAGAUCAUGUUAGCCAUCAUCACCAGGAUGACGCUCACACAGGUUUCCACGUGGUUCGCUAAUGCUCGCCGAAGGUUGAAGAAGGAGAACAAGGUCACAUGGUCUCCUCGCGCUUGUAAAAGCUCAGAUGACAGAGGCAGUGAGGACAGCGAUGAUACGGAAAAGCCUCUAAAAAGUGAGCACGAUUUGUCAGAACAGCAGCGUGGCGACCUGCAGAGUGACCUAGAGGACUUUGACCUGCUUGAAUCCGACGCUUCUGACUCUGAACCUAAGCCUCCGUUUCUCCCUGAGGAUCCAGACUCCACUCACAGCACAAAUAAACCACAGGAGCAGGACUGUCACAAACUCACCCCUGUCCCGCCACAGACUGCCUUCUACACAGGUCCAGAGCUCCGGAGCUCCCGUGACAAGCCCAAAAUCUGGUCUAUUGCCCCGUUAGAGGAGGAUCAGCAGGAGCCUGAGUAUCCCUCGUGCAUGUUGGCCAACACAGGCUCCCACUCCCCGCUCUACACCUCCAGCAUGGCUCUGUCCAAGGCCGAGCAGCAGGAGUCCCCUGUGGCCACGCUCAGAGAAUGGGUGAAUGGAGUUUUUCACGGGCCGCCAUUCCACCAGGUGAAGUCUCCAGGAAUGUGGAAAGGCCUGCAUGAAAAUAUGACAGACUCAGACCGGAUGCAAGGACCGCUGUGA
Knipowitschia caucasica is the source of this 1140-nucleotide messenger RNA. NCBI's taxonomy places the organism in Eukaryota, Metazoa, Chordata, Actinopteri, Gobiiformes, Gobiidae. The record is from the annotation of a GenBank genome assembly.